AUGCUUCUCCGUACUGUUCUGGUUUUGGGCUUCCUCGCCACACUGGCGACAGCCCGUGAUUCCUGCUCAUCGGAGAGCUGCACUGGCAACGAGUUGCUUGGCAAGCCCUAUUCCCGCCGCCGCGCUUGUGUUGAAGAGCAGCUGGAGGACUUUGUUAUGGACGCCAUUCCCGUUACAGAGACCUUUGAUGACUAUGGCAUGAGCAAGACCUGCGACAUUGCUCAGAUCCCUAUGCGCAACAAACCCCUGAUCAUGGAGUCGAAUGACAAAAUCAUUGUGGCUGGUGCUGACGCCACCCUGAUCCUGGAUGCCAAUGAGCCCGGCUACUAUUCGUUCCGUCGUGACGGCUCUGCUGGCAUGUCUUCUGACUCGCUUGUUAGCAUUCUGCCUUAUAUGGUGUUGGACGAUUCUUGCUGCUCUGAGUGGAAAUUUGUGCCUGACACCAACAACACCGACUUCAUCACGCUUGUUUGGGCCCGCAUGUGCGACUAUCAGGAUGUGGAUGUGCCCAUCUUAACACAGGUUUCGAUUCACUUCUUGGGUCAACUCUUUGUCGUUGAAGUGUCUGCUCCUUUCAUGUCCACUUAUGCUACUCUCUUCCACCCUGAGGAACCUGAGGCUGCCACCUACUCUCCUGUGCCCCGUGCGUACGAGUACACACCUCCUAAUAUCUCUGCCACUUUCUACAGCGCAAAUGAUACAGAUAGCUAUGCCCCUGUUCCUCCACAUUCUUUCGUGGUCGGCUGGGAGCAUGGCUAUGGCACCAAUGCCCAUGUGGCCAUCAUCGGCAGCCCUUACCAAGCCAACAUGGACUCUGUUGUCACCUAUGUCCAGCCUCAGGAUGAGCGCCGCGGAUUUGCCGGCCCUCCUCCAGGUUCCAUUGUCGCGUUCACGGGUGGCGCAAAAGAGCUGUCUUACAUCGUGUGGCCUUUCCAUGGCCCGGCAGCCGCCUUCCAGCGUACGCUCGACUUUGCCGACAAGAGCUAUUUUGACAGCCUGAAGGACAGCUGCCCCAUCCUUUACAACCUUCUCAAGGACAACUGGAUUGUUGAGCACGAACAGUGCAACCUUGCUUAA
Messenger RNA from Monosiga brevicollis MX1, 1077 nucleotides. RefSeq lists its product as uncharacterized. The record is from RefSeq and is a predicted model, not a curated record. The transcript has a single exon. Lineage: Eukaryota; Choanoflagellata; Craspedida; Salpingoecidae. Bases 1 to 1077 code for a protein of 358 amino acids.